Molecule: messenger RNA, 528 nt
Organism: Aureobasidium musti
Lineage: Eukaryota; Fungi; Ascomycota; Dothideomycetes; Dothideales; Saccotheciaceae
Source: the annotation of a GenBank genome assembly
AUGGGCAACCUUAUCUCGAAGACUGCAGCUUGCUAUUCGAGCAAGUCUGUCACAUCCUUCAACACGGAUGAUGAUGUUUCCACGCAGAUGAACUUGCCUCGCAGCCCGGGUUUCCACGAUCUCUCUGCAUGCGAGCCUCAACAAGCUCCGCACAGCGCAAAGGAAGCAGCAGGCAAGUCUUCAACCGAUGAUGAAAUCGAGUCUGGUAUCACACAUCCAAAGCCGGCAAGACCUCUCAUCCGUCGUUACUCGGAACUGAUCGAUCCCGCACAACUCGACAAUCUGCAAGUUAGAAGUCCCAGCGGCAACAUGCUUACUGGUAGCCGUUACAAUCUCAGGGACGAUCGCCCACUGAGCGUUCGUGAAAGGCAAGAAAGAAUCCGUCAGCAGAUCAUGCAGAAGAAACAGGAGCAGGAGAUGGCUCAGGGCAAUGGACGCAAGAGAGACUCGGCAAAGAUCACAGUGGAAAAGGCAUCAACUAGANAGAACAAGAAGCGCAAGGCGCGCUUUGGUUGUUUUGGCAUCUAA